Hyla sarda is the source of this 2479-nucleotide messenger RNA. Its product is annotated as extracellular calcium-sensing receptor-like. Gene Ontology annotation, molecular function: G protein-coupled receptor activity. Lineage: Eukaryota; Metazoa; Chordata; Amphibia; Anura; Hylidae. The coding region runs from base 128 to 2479 and encodes 783 amino acids. Gene Ontology annotation, biological process: G protein-coupled receptor signaling pathway. The transcript is spliced from 6 exons. The record is from RefSeq and is a predicted model, not a curated record. Gene Ontology annotation, cellular component: membrane.
CGGAAAUGUGGAGAAGACGGAUGUAUCGGCCGGCGUCCUCGUGUGUUCCGGCAAGUAAAAGAUACGCGGUGGAACUCCUCCCCCCCUAGGAAGAUACAGCACCGUAUCCUACACUUUGCUUCAAGCCAUGGUUUAUGCCAUUGAGGAGAUAAAUGCUGAUGAGUUUCUGCUCCCUAACAUCACCCUAGGCUUCCAGUUGUUCGAUACCUGUAUACACCUGUCCCGGGCUCUCUGGGAGACAUUUAUAUCCUUGACAGGAGAAGACAACCCCAUUCCAAACUAUCAGUGUAAUAAGAAGGUGCCUCUCGCCAUCAUAGGGGACCCAAUAUCCCUUCUCUCCGUAGCAAUGGCCACAAUAUUGGGCGUCUACAGGUAUCCCCAGGUCAGCUAUGCCGCAUCUAUUAACUCACUAAGUGAUCGCUUCUUAUUCCCAUCUUUUUUCCGUACUGUUCCCAGUGAUGCCAAGCAGUCAGUAGCCUUGGCCGAAUUAGUUUCCUUCAUGGGCUGGAAGUGGGUUGGGUUGUUGUCUCUAAAUAAUGACUAUGGAAUUCAGGGAUCGCAAAUCCUCAAAGAAGAGCUGCAGAAGUUGGGUGUGUGCAUCGCUUACCAUGAGACAUUUGGGCAAGGCACGUCCUUAGAAAUUCAAUCCAUAGCAAAGGUUAUUGUCCAGUCCUCAGCAAAGGUCAUAAUUCUGUUCUCCCGAGACCCUUACAUCCACCAGCUGAUGGAAUUGCUAUUACAGAAAAAGGAUGUGGAGAGAAUCUGGGUCGCCAGUAAUGGCUGGUCAACUUCACCAAUAUUAUCUACACCGAGAUACAGUGAUUUAUUGGCUGGAACCAUUGGAUUUACAUUACAUGAAGUAGAAAUGUUCGGAUUUAAUGAAUUUCUACUAGGGCUUCGAGCAUCUUCUUUACUCCCUCAAGAUAUAUUCAUAAAGGAUUUCUGGGAGAUAGUUCUAGGCUGUCGGUGGCCAAGUGUUGGUUCUAGUGGAGACAAUGUGACUCUGUGGUGCACAGGAGAAGAGAAACUGACAUCAUUCACGAACAGGCAGUAUGCCAAUAGUAAAUUUGACUUUAGGACCCAAUAUUUUAUAUACAAUGCAGUAUACUCAGUGGCUCAUGCCAUCCAUAAUCUAAUCUACCCCUGUGCUCUGGAUCAGAUGUCCCUCACACAGAAAAAAUGUGAAGAUCUGACCAACUUUAAGCCGUGGCAGGUCUUCCACCGCCUGAAGAGUGUCUACUUCACAAAUCGAAUGGGAAAAGAGAUGUUCUUUGAUGACAAUGGAGGACCCCCGACUGACUACGACCUUCUGAACUGGCAAAGGAACUCGGACGGUUCUAUUGAAUUUGUGACAGUUGGCCGGUACCAUUUAGGUCAAGCUAAAGAAAAUGAGCUGAGCAUCAAUAGCACGGCCAUCCGAUGGAUCACUGGAGGCAAUGAGGUCCCCAGAUCAGUAUGCAGUGAAAGUUGUUCCCCUGGAUUCCGGAAAGCUGCCCAAGAAGGACAACCAAUGUGCUGCUAUGACUGUGUCCCCUGUGCAGAAGGUGAAAUAUCCAACCAAACAGAUUCAAGCAACUGUUUCCCAUGUACAGAAGAGACAUUGCCCAAUGCCAACAAAACCAUUUGCCUUCCUAAAGACAUUGAGUUUUUGUCAUACAAGGAACCACUUGGAGUCACAUUAACAUCCACCACAACCUUCUUCUUCUUCACCACCAUUGGGGUUUUGUUCAUAUUCGUCAAGUACAAAGACACGGCCAUUGUGAAAGCCAAUAACAGUGAUCUUAGCUACGCCCUCCUCGCCUCACUGUCCUUGAGUUUCCUCUGCUCUCUUCUCUUUAUUGGAGAACCAAAAAGAUUAACCUGUCUCUUGCGUCAAAAAGCUUUUGGAGUAAUAUUUGUCGUUUGCGUUUCUUGUAUAUUUGCUAAGACUCUGAUGGUUGUUAUCGCUUUUCGAGCAACCAAACCUGGAAGCAAUAUGAGAAAAUGGCUGGGACCCAAAGUUCCGGCUGUGGUCAUUGUAAUCUGUGCCUCCAUACAGGUCUUCAUCUGUGUCUCCUGGAUUCGACUUUGUCCUCCAUUCCCAGAGAAGAACUAUAAGAUAAAGGCUGAGGUCAUCAUCUAUCAGUGCAAUGAAUGUUCAGAUGUGUUCUUGUGGUCCAUGCUUGGGUACAUGGCAUUUCUUGCUUGUGUCAGUUUUCUAUUUGCUUUUCUGGCCAGGAAUCUACCGGAUACUUUCAAUGAAGCCAAGUGGAUCACUUUUUCCAUGUUGAUCUUCUUAAGUGUCUGGAUCUCCUUUGUCCCAGCCUAUCUCAGCACCCAGGGAAAGUUCAUGGUGGCCGUUGAGGUAUUUGGAAUCAUUUCCUCCAGUGCUGGGAUCUUAAGUUGUUUCUUUUUCCCCAAGUGUUAUAUUAUAUUAUUUCGAUCUGAUCUCAACACUCGUGCGAGCCUCUUCGGUAAAAGUACCACCCAGAAGACCUAG